CAUUGACUUCUGUUUCUGUCUCUGUAGGUCUGUGGGCAAUGUUUUGACGUGAUUGUGGUUCCAAUAAUUUGUUUAUUGUUUUAUUUAUUAAACAAUAUUAUGUAUUAUUUAUAAUGUAAGAGAAAUAUCGUGAAAUGGUUUAAUUCAGAAAGUGAUAGUAGUGAAGUGGAAUUCUAUAUCGCGUACAUAUACGGAAGGUUUCGGUAGCGGUGUUGGUGCUGACCGGCGGGUACGAUGUGGGACUCGUCGACGUUCUUGGGCGCGCUGACGCCCAAGUUCUACGUGGCGCUGACGGGCACCUCGUCCCUCAUCUCGGGCCUCAUCCUCAUCUUUGAGUGGUGGUACUUCCGCAAGUACGGGACCUCCUUUAUUGAACAGGUGUCGCUUACACACUUGGGCCCGUGGCUGAGUGGCGCGGGCGCGACUAGUCCGGAGCCCGAGGGCGGCGAGUGCAAGGUGUGGCGCAAUCCCAUGUCGCUGCUGCGCGGCGCGGAGUACGGCCGCCUGUGGAGCGCCGCCCGCCGCGCGCCGCUCACCUACUACGACAUGAACCUGUCCGCACAGGAGCACCAGGCGUGGUUCGGCGCGGGCGCGGGCGCCACGGGCGCGGACGAGGCACUGGCGCGCGCGUGGCGCGAGCGCGAGCCGGCGGCGCGCGUGGCCAUGGCGCGCGCGGCGCUGGCGCUGCGGCCCGACUGCGCCGCCGCGCUGCUGCUGCUGGCCGAGGAGGAGGCGGGCACGGUGCUGGAGGCGGAGCGCGUGCUGCGGCGCGCCUGGCGCCUGGGCGAGGCGGCGGCGCGCGCGCUGGCGGCGGCGGGCGCGGCGGGCGCGGCGCGGCGCGAGGCGGCCGUGGUGGCGCACGUGAAGCGCCGCGCCGCCAUGUGCGCGCGCCGCCUGGGCCGCCUGCGCGACGCGGCGCGCCUGUUCCGCGAGCUGGCGCGCGACGCGCACCCCGCGCUGGCGGCGCUGCAGCUGCACGAGAACCUGCUGGAGGUGCUGCUGGAGCAGCGCGCCUUCGCCGACGCGCACGCGCUGCUGGCGCGCCUGGACGACACGCCCGCGCCGCGCUCCGCCGCCACCGCCUACGGUACGGCGCUGCUGCGCGCGCGUGGCGCCAGCGGCCCGGCGGCCGAGGCGGCGGCGCUACAGGCGCUGCGGCGCGCCAUCGCCUUCAACCCGCACGUGCCCGAGUACCUGCUGGAGCUGCGCCCGCUGACGCUGCCGCCCGAGCACGUGCUGCGGCGCGGCGACAGCGAGGCCGUGGCCUACGCCUUCUGGCACCUGCGGCACUGGCGCGCGGCGGACGGCGCGCUGCGGCUGCUGGCGGCGGCGUGGGCGGCGGCGGAGCGCGCGGAGGCGCGCGCGGGCGCGGCGGGGUACCGCGGCACGGCGUGCGCGCAGUGCGCGGACCGCGAGCUGCUGCCGGCGCACCACGCGCUGUCCGUGUUCCCGCGCCGCGCCGCGCCCGCGCUGCUGCCGCUGGCCGCCGCGCUGUGCGCCGCCACGGCGCUGCUGGCGCUGCUCGCACACCGCUGGCCGGCCGCAGCCGCAGCCGCAGCCGCGCGCGCCGCGCACUUCCUGGACCCGCGCCGCCUGCUGCCGCUGCUGGCCGCGAUCUAGAAAGCGAUCUCGUUACUGUUCAUGACUCUACAAUAAAUUUGAAUUUGAAUAAAUUAUGACUAAUCUUAA
Bicyclus anynana (squinting bush brown) is the source of this 1689-nucleotide messenger RNA. Its product is annotated as protein ST7 homolog. The record is from RefSeq and is a predicted model, not a curated record. Lineage: Eukaryota; Metazoa; Arthropoda; Insecta; Lepidoptera; Nymphalidae. The transcript is spliced from 3 exons. The coding region runs from base 235 to 1620 and encodes 461 amino acids.